UUUUCAGCUUGUAAGUCGGCGAACGCCAUUUUGACAGAACUCUUAAAAAUAUUCUAAAUUGUUAAAUUUAUAGAAAAAUCCGCGUACAUCUAAUCUAUAUCGCGAGUGAACGCGUAUUUAUCUUCUUAUUUGUUGUUGACCCAUCUGGACGGACCAAGAAUUAGGGUUCGUUCUUGGGUUGUUGCCUAUCUAAAUGGUUGCGUGCGGACAGCAUGUCUACAUUGUCAGGAACUGCCUCCAAAGGAGAGAAAUCGAAGCAGAAAUUUCAGUCGCUGGAUAUAAAUAGUUUAUAUAAAAGUAGCAGGGGUGAAAAUACUGAGAAGCCAGCACAAAAGAGUUCAGCGAGCUACAUUAAACAUGGCAUGCAAAGUUUGGGAAAAGUACCUAAUGCGAGAAGGGCACCUGCUAAUUUACCCUCUAUAAAAUCAGAACAUAGCGAGUCAGGUGCAGCAGUUCCAUUAGUGCCACCAGGGGCUACAGGAUGGGGGAAACAAGAACAAGGUGGUACACAACAACCACCUCCAAAUGUUCAGCAGAAUGGAGCUCCACAGAAUCACGUUGUAGCGCCACAAGUACCGGGACCACAGUUAACACCGCACCAGCAGGCCAUUGCAAUACCUUCAACCAAUGCUAUUCCACCACACAACAAACAGUCUACGGUCACUGCUCCACCUGCCGGAUCGUCCGCCGGGGACAAACUGUGGAGCGCGGUGAUGGCAAGCGGACCGGCCGACGGGGUCCAUCCUCCGGCGUACCAGAGCCCCCAGUUUCAGCACGAGUUUCCGACCUUGUCCGCUGGCGAUGGUGUAGGCGGCUCAGGACCGCGGGCGGCGCCCGAAUACGCGCCAACAGGGCCCGCUGGCGGCCAGCCCGGCUUAAGCCUCCGCCCGCAGACCGAAGGUUCAUGGACACAAGGCGGGCAACGCCCUCCGGACGGUGCAGCCAGGCCCAGCUCGGCUAUCCCGGCAACUGCACCACAGCUUCCGGUCCAGGCCGGCCGUCAACCUGAACAUCUCCCACCGCAGGUGCGCGGCGUUCUACCGCCUUUUAUGUACAAAAGUAGUUUUCCCCAAGGAAGUGCGACGACGGUAACUUCAAAUCAUCCCCACGCUCAGGCGCCUGCCCCUGGUAUGGGCGGCAGACGCAUGGCGGACAAUCGUCCGCCACGUCUUCAAGACCGCGAUGUGGCUCCCGAAGAGUUGACACCGCGCCCAAUAAUUCGCGAAGAGGAACUCAGCAAAUUGGAUGAGUUUGGUCCUGAUAUGGGUUGGGCAGUUUCUGAUGACAUCGACUACAAUCAGAAAUUAGCCUUUAGCGAUGACGAAAGCGAGCGACCAUCCAAGAAAGACUACAAGACGCCUCAGCAACAAUACCAGCAACACAAACCCCAAGAGGUUAGAGUUGAACGUCAGACCCCACCCCGUCAUUGGAAUCCGCCAAGGCCUGACUAUAGAGGCAGGCAGUCGGAAGAAGACGAUAUAAUUGCACAAAAGCAACGACAGCACCAGAAAGAGGUAGAUUUGAUUAUUCAGAGAGCUACCCACAGGAAACAGGAAGAGUUGAAAAGGAACGAGGAAAACAGACAACGGAAACUUCAAGAAAUUGGAGAAAAAGUACGUGGAAAACAUGACCGAGAAUCCGAUGUCGCCCCUAUCAGUUCGACGAAUGCUACUGCUAAGCCCGCUAAUCAUGUCGAGAUCCCUUUACCAGAUUUUCACAAAGAUAAAGACAAAGAAAGUCAACCACGUCUUUCAAACGAAGCGGUUGUUAAAGAUGAUAACUCGUCAUUUAGACAAAUGACCCAGAUAGAAGGAAAGAAUUUUGCAAGAAAACCGCAGCAAAAACCCGAUAGAGAUCACCGUGACCAAAACGUACCAAACUUUUCUCGUCAUUUCCAAAGCGAUUUACCCCCCAGAUUUUUAAGGCAUCAGAGAAAUAACGGUGCCUCACAACCAAAUUAUCAACAUUAUGAUUCAAACAAAUGGUCUUCAAGUAUGCCUAGAGCUCCUAGUCGAAGCGGAAAAUCUGAAAGUCCAGAGAGGCGUGAUGAUGAUAGAAGAGAUAAAGAUUACAAAAGGCAAAGUUCUGAGGAUAGCUACAGAAGCUCUCAUCACGCUCAGCAAGAUAUGCGUAGGUCCCAAGAUAAUCACGGUUACGAGGAUAAUCAUAAUAAAAUUGGACGCGAGGAAGGGAAAUGGUCUAAAGAUAAAGGUUUCGAAAGGAAGGAUAUUGAACGCGAGAAUCAUGAUAAAUUUGAGGAAAAACAAGAAAGGCCAGCGAGACCAGAUAGUCGAGAUUCUUACACUUCACACGCCUCUCAUACUUCGCAUGGUUCACAAGGCAGCAAUCGCAGAUCUCGGGAUGGUGAUAUUAGGGAAUCGAUGAGUUCGUGGAAUGAAGACGUAGAAGCGCAUUAUACAGAAAAACGAGAGAAAGAACAAAUAAGAGAAGAGAAAAGACAAGUGUCUAACCUUGUUCCUGGUCCAAUAACCCGUGAUCGCAUUGAAGCCGAAGACGUAAAUGAAAAACGAAAUUUGACUCAGUUAAAGAAGGGUGAAAUGCCUAUUCCUAAAAAAAUUGACUCGUUUAAGAAGGAAGAAGUCCCGCCAACCAGUGAAAAGCUAUCAUGGGCGGAUUAUGUCCCUACUGAAGAGCCAGAAAACAAAAAAGAUGAUACCAAGCUAAUUGCCGAUACAAAAAAAGAUGACUAUAAAGAAAGACAGAAUAGAAACAAUAGAAAUUUUUCGCAGAGUAAAAGUUGGGGUUCUGGAAAUUCAGAUUUCCACACAAAAGGACCGUCCUCAUCAUCGUGGGGUAAGCAACGGCCACCUUCUAGAAGUCAUAAACACGGCGGUAGAGAUUUUUACGGACACGGUACUGAUAGUGAUGGGUCUACUGACACCCAUUCAAUUGAUUCCAAAGAUUCCAAAGCGUUGCAAAAGAAAGUAACGGAAAAGGACGAAAAGAACCGAGAUAACAAACACGAAAAGUUUUCGGGAGAACACAGGAAGCAACACGAAAAAACUGACAAGAAAGAAGGAUAUAUUCCUCGCGGAGAACCUUCAAGGCAUGGGCGAGGCGGUGGAAGUAACUUUAGAGGAAAUAGAAUGGGUGGUUUAGCUAAAAGGAUUGAUGGUUAUGGACCGCCUCCUUCAAGAAGUCCGUUUGGUCAUCACGAAGAACGAGACAAGAAAGUCGGUUCUGAUGAAACUUCGUCUGAUGCUACCGGCUCGGCACCUACAUUAGAUAAAGUUAAACAAAACCAAGAAGCUCUUGCUGCCGGUAUCAUCGGCAAGUCGCGUCAAGAAACUAACGAAGAUAAAAACAAAAAUAGACCCAAAUACGAGAAUAAACGGAACAAGUCUAAGAGCAGAAAAGAUGAACUGGAAAAAGAUAGUAACUCGGAACAUUCUGAUAGUAAGGAUGGAGGAAGAAAACCUGUAAGCAGGUCAUCUUCCCAAAAAGGAGGUCCUGGUGGAGUUGGUGACAGGCGAGUUGGUGGUGAUAGACGUAAUAAUUCCUCUAGACCUCUCGUCGAUAAGAGACCAAGUUACGAAAACAAGAAACCCGAUGCUAAGCCUGAUCCGCAAACUAUGUUAACCAGUGCUAUUGCUGACAUUUCCUUAAAAGGUUCCGAGGAUGACGAUAAGGAGGAAAAGAAUGUAAACGGAGAUUCAGAAGGAUUUCAAGAAGUGAAAAGUAAAAAGGCGAUAAAGGAACGGCAAAAGGGCCCGGAAGAAAAGAAACCGGCUCCAAAUAAAGUCGAGAAUAAAGAUGUAAAGCCAGACCGGAAACCAGGUGGUAUAACCUCUAAACCAAAUAAUCAGCAAAUGACACAACAGCAAAUUCAGAACAUCCCUCCCCUUAUGGCUACUCCAGUAAAUCCACCACCAGUGCUUCCUCAAUCUAAAAAUCAGUACGACCAAAGAUCGCGACAGAAUAAAUUGCCGCCCAGAUUUGUGAAGCAAAAAAUGCAGAAACAAAUGCAACAACACAUUAUGAAUGACGUUGGAGACAUGGGCAAAAAUUCGCAGAGCGCCCAUAUGUAUGGCAUAAAAGAAAACGCACAGGUAUCACCGACAAUGUCAGGAUGUGCGUGGGAUAAACCAUUAGGUUCCCAGCUGAGAUCGACAGAAAGUGAUGCAAAUAAUAUGUUAACAGUAUCUUUGGAGGCGGUGAAACUGGAAGUAUCGUCCGCUACUUCUGGAAGCGAUAAGAUUUUGCCUAAACAGUCGCAAAUGGCUGACAAAAACCUAUUGGACGGUAGUACUCCGCCAGUAAACACGAUCAUAUUCGAGAAUACCAACUUUAAAUCCGCACCCGGCGCUCGCAGUACCGCUCGUAGUUCUGUGUCUUCAGUGGGAAGCGACAAAACCAGAUCAAAAUUAAGCGAGGACAUCGAUAAUGGCGUUUUCAGAAAAUCCACCAUUAACGAACUACUACAUAAAGCUGAAACAACUGGAAAAACUGAACCUAUCCAGCUGACAGUUUUCAAGGAAGAGACUGAUAUGAAGCUGGACUUUUUCGGCACGGACUUGACCCAUUUGACUGAUGACAAGGGUACUAAAAAUUUAUGCGGUACCAAAAGUAUGACUUCUGUAAACAGCACAAUAUGCAACGCGGACUCCUUAAAUAUGAAAAUUGCUUCGGUUAAGAAAGUUUGGGAAACUUCGGAGCAAGAAUCUGAAGAUACGAGCGGCAUUACGUUUGGAGGGCCUGUUAUCGAAACAGUAUUUAAGGGGAGUGAUGGCCAAGAUGAUAAUCAUGAAACGUACAGUCCAGGAAACAACCAGUCGGCUUCUACAACAAAUGUAUGCAAGGUUAAACCAACUCAGCAAAUCUCUAGUGGAGCAGGCCAAGUGGCUUCCUCCACUUCUCAACAGCAACAUUCGGCUAUUGUUGGUCAUCCGAUUCUAUUAAACCCUCCUUUAUCUCCACCCCCGAUGGCCUCGGCGCCCGUUGGUGUUUCUCUAGGACCUCAGCCUUACGCCACCAACCAACACCUCGCUAGUUAUCAGGCAGCUACCGGUCAAGGCGUGGCCGCCGCAGGUUCGGCCCAGUUUAGUAUAUCGGCCGUUCCAUCGCCUCCGACAGUUUUGUAUAACUCGACGCAGCAAUUGCCAUCGGCGAAUUUAUACGGGGCGUUUAUGCAACCCACCGAUCAAACGAGUCUACUGGGUGGACAAGGUCAUGCCAGAGCGGGUGGUUUCGGUCAAUAUCCUACUGUAGGAGCAUACCAUGGCAUUGGUCAAGCAGCGAACUCUCAUUAUAAUACACAGUCGGUUUACCUGCAAACUGCCGCACACGCACCGCCGACGGCUCAAGCACCACCAGAAUUAUAUCCCUCGAUGAACAGUUUGAGCAGCUAUCGUAUGUCAGCUGCCCCGCCUUUCGGACAAAAUCCCCCUCUCAACAACCCCACAACUGUGCUAAUUAGUUCUACAAGCAACAGCUUAAUGUCGGCAAGCGUCAAACCCAGUAGUCAUCAAAUUGGUGCAAUUGGAACUAAAGCGGGCGGUGUUGGUCAGGCUUACCAACAAUCGCAGCAAAGCCAACAGGUUUAUAUGACUUACGAUCCGUCGAUACAGGCAGCCAACUAUCUUCCUGGGGCCGGGGUGAUGCAACGAGGACCAGCGGGACCUCCAGUUCAGAACAGUGUUGUACCUGGCCUGCAACCUUCAUCAUCCUACUAUUCAGGAUCGACAGGAGGUCAGAGUGGCUAUUUUCAGCAACCUGGUAAUUCAUCAAUGCCUUCUGCAGCACAACUACCACAGCAUCAAGCUGGGUACGGUCUCCAAGGCAACGUAUUUGGAACUCAUAAUCAAUCUCACACUAACACAGCAAUGCAGGGCUAUUCAAGUUUUUUGUCUCCCCAUAUGCAAAUGGCUCUCAGCGCUCAGCAGUUUCGCUCCGCGGCUGCAGCCGGAUUAACUAAUCCUUACCAUAAGGGCAACAUGCAAUCUGUUAGUGAUCAAGGUCAAAGACCACAGCAAUUAAAAAGUCCCGGCAGUCAAGAAACGUCGAUUUUUAAUCCUGCUCCGCAAAUACCUUCUCCUAAAUCACGACAGAGUAACAAACAUAUACCACAACAGUCUAGCCCGACUUCUCAAAGGAAAUACUUCUAUCAAGGAGUUACAAAUCAGCAAUCUACAAUUCAACAAAGAUACCCAACCCCUAUUCAAAGACCAAUUAAUUGUCAUCAACAAAAUAUGAAUUCAGUUCAGAACAACGGAUCAAAUAUUUCAAAACAUAAUAGGAACAAUCCCAAUAAACCACCAAAUAAACAAUAUUAUGGUGGUCAGAAUAAUCCAGUUUCUACAGGCCAAAACGACAAAUCGGACGAUUCCAAAAUAUCUGACUGUUCUGCUACUAAAACCGUCAGCGCCACAGCUUCGGACCUCUCCAAGGACAAUUUGAAAGAGGAAACCCAAGUUUUAAAAGAUUAGAGACGUUUUUUAUUUUUAAGUAUAAAAUGAUUUUAUUUCGUGUAAAUUAGUAGCAGUUAUUAAAAAAAUAAUACGUUUAUUCGCGUUUACCGAGAAAAGAAAAGGUGUAUUCGUAUUAUGACAAGAGAAAAGUGUAUUUAAUAUAAAUUAUUUAUUAAUGUGUAACGACUUUUAGUCGGUCCGUGCCACACGGCACCACUUCUAUAAACUGUACUAACUCAAGCUUUGUGUAUGUGAAAUAAUAACAGUGGUUGUAAGCAAGAAGAAAAAACGUAAGAAACGCAGACCGCUGUAAAGGGUCAAGGAAAAAAAAAUAUUUAUUGCUCGUUGAUGGUCAUAUCAGUUGACUAAAUUUCUCACGGGGGCGGUAGUUAGAGCUAGCGCUGUAGCUUUGCUUUAUUUUUUAUCUCAUUUUUUUUCCUAUAGGGUAGGCCAAAUAGUUCGCAACAAAUGGGAUAUUUUCUAUUAUUGAGCUAUUGAAAAGAAGUUUGUAGGAACUUCGGGCUGUCAAAAUUUAUUGGUUAUACUGAAGAAAUUCUGUAUAAUUUAAAAAAAAAUUGUCCCAUUUGUUGCAAACUUUUUGGCGGACCCUGUAGAUGGUAACGAUAAUAUUUCUAGCAUAAUUUUAUACGGUGUGUUGGAAGAGCUGUAAAAUUUCGAUUUUGAGAGAAAGUAAUAUAAUUAACUUGUGAAUGAAAUGAAAUUAACUUUAAAAAGGUUUCUGAAAGAUUUUUGUUACAAGUUUACUGUUCUCUAAAGUCAGAAAUGUCCUUUCUCUGUAUUUAUUAAAUUCAUCUCUUUACCAACACUGGUGUGCGAGCGCGAGAGAUACGAGUGAAGGUGUGUGUAUUGCCUAUAUGAAGAAAAUCUUAUAUGUAUAUAUUAAAUCUUUUCAUAUAGACAACUAUAUACGUGAGCAGUGGAGAAGCACAGGUAGAGCUGUUAAAAGACUAAAAAAAAAGAGAACUGCACGCAUAUUUGUUAGGUAUCGAACUUUUUUGUUUCUCCUUUACAGUAUCAUAAAUUCACUCAGAAAUAAAUUAUUAUUAAGAUAUUAUUUAAACAGUUAUAGUAAAUAAAUGGUUUAAAUAGAA
Molecule: messenger RNA, 7540 nt
Organism: Sitophilus oryzae (rice weevil)
Lineage: Eukaryota; Metazoa; Arthropoda; Insecta; Coleoptera; Curculionidae
Exons: 19
Coding region: 213-6446 (2077 amino acids)
Biological process (GO): cell differentiation
Source: RefSeq, a predicted model, not a curated record